This is a messenger RNA of Oncorhynchus mykiss (rainbow trout), 4764 nucleotides long. RefSeq names its product nucleolar protein 8 (gene nol8). Gene Ontology annotation, molecular function: RNA binding. Gene Ontology annotation, cellular component: nucleolus. Lineage: Eukaryota; Metazoa; Chordata; Actinopteri; Salmoniformes; Salmonidae. The record is from RefSeq and is a predicted model, not a curated record. Gene Ontology annotation, biological process: protein localization to nucleolus.
UCCCGACGACACAACGCGGAACCAUGAAACCCCGGAACUAAACACACGUGUUCACAAAUGUGUCCGGAAUCUUUUUCGUGUACCACCGAUCUGGAUGCGUGUGAAUUUCCAACGCCGAGGUAAACAGUUUUUGAUUACAUGUUCAUUUCGGAUCGAUUAAUAUAUUUGACCUGUUACUUUACACACUUGGAUUUCUGCCUCAAUUUUGUUCAACUUGUCCAGUUAACAAAGAUCUGUCAAUCUGAGGAGUUAGUCAUCAUGAAACGUCUAUAUAUCGGUGGCCUGAGCCACACCAUCACUCAAAAGGAUCUGAAAGACAGAUUUGGUAAAUUUGGUGAUGUUCAGGAUGUGGAACUCCGGACCCGGAGAGAUGAUGAAGGAGUUCCUUAUAAAACCUUUGGAUAUAUCAAUUUAGAAAUUACUGAUGCUGGUUUUAAGAAAUGUAUGACUGUGUUGAACAAGUCCAAAUGGAAAGGUGGAACAAUACAAAUUGAGCAGGCCAGAGAAACCUUCUUACAGAAAUUAGCUCAGGAGCGUCAUGAAGCUGCAGAGAAGAUCCAAUCACCAAGCGUCAACCACAAAGACAAACUCGUGGAGUCAAUGAAGGAGGCAGGAGUGGAGAACUUCCACAUGAAGGCAGCUGUUCCUGGGACAGAGAUACCUGGGCACAAGGAUUGGGUUGUGAGUAAAUUUGGACGAGUCCUCCCGGUUCUUAAUCUCAAGUGCCAAGGAAGGAACAAGUUCAUCAAGUAUGAUCCGUCGAAACACAGCCACAACAUCAAGAAACUAGAGAGUUCCGCCGAGGUUCCAGACCCGACGCCCGUGUCCCAACUGACGUGGGAAAUAUCAGGCGGCGACGACGACAUCAGUAAGAAGAGGAGAGGAGAGUUCCCGCCGCAGAAAAAACCACUUGCUAAAAAGAAGAAAGACCGUCCGAACCAAGUCGUUGCAAACGGACAGUCCGACCGUGUGAAGUCCUGUCGGACCUCGGAGAAAGGUUCAACGGUUCUGAAGUCUAACGGCGAAACCAGACCUCCAACUAAACCUAAACAGACACCGGUCUCUAAGAAACUCCAGACGCAGACCUCUGUGUGUGUUUUUGACAGUGGCGAUGACUCGGAUGGGAACAUUAGGACGUUGGCACAGCGGAGUACCCCGGUGGACGGCCCGGUAGUAGAGGAGGAUGAAGACAACCUGGAGGUGGUAGGCGAUAACUACAUACCCAGAACAUUCCUUACCCAGCAGAAGAUUAAAGAUGUCUGCCAGCUUCCAGGGGGGUCUUCUGGGAAGAACGAGGAGGAUUAUGACUCAGCUGAUACUGAUGAGAUCCUCAACUGCAGAAAAACACCCAGUGGUACCAAGCAGGACCAACUGCCCGAGGUCAGUAAAACACAAGAGAAAGCUGAGGUGAAUAAGCAAACCAACAACCUAGAAACAGACAAAGUCCUCCCUGAAAAGGCUAACAAAGUCCUCCCUGAAAAGGCUAACAAAGUCCUCCCUGAAAAGGCUAACAAAGUCCUCCCUGAAAAGGCUAACAAAGUCCUCCCUAAAAAGGCUGUAAAGAAAGUCUCCCCUAUAAAGAAGACCCCUUCGCCAGAGAGUGAUAGUGGUGAUGGUGAGGAUGAUGACUCGGAAGAAGAGCGUGAAGAUUCCUACUCUUCAAAAGCCAAAAGGACUUAUAGCGUCCUCCCUAAGAAAAAGGCUAUUGAGAAAUCCACUACCCCUUCAGAAUCUGAUGAUGAUGAUGAUGAUGAUGAUUCGGAAGAAGAGAGUGAUUCUGACUCUUCAAAAGCCCAAAAGACCGGCAAGAAGGUUGUCUCUAAAAAGAAGACCCCUCCUUCAGAAUUAUCAUCUGACGAUAGUGAAUCAAGUGAAGGUACAUCUGAGGCUAGCGCCGAUUCCGAAUACGAAGCCAUGUUUACUAACUGUCAGAGGUUGGAGUUUUCACUGGACGAUCUGCAGCAGCUGGUUAAAGAAUCGUUUUUGAAAGGCUUGGACAGUGACGACGACGACGACGAUCCGGGAUCUGAUUCACAACAACCUGGACCAAACCGAGUGUCUGAGGUGCUAGGGAUGGAACCCAGGGCUACUGCCUCUGAGGCUCCUGUACCGCUGGCUAAGACGGGAAAUGGCAACACACCGGAGGAGAUUCUGGCGGCCAUCUUUGAAGAGGACAACAGCGACGAGGUGAGAGAGAAGAAGAAGAAGAAGGGGAAGAAGAAAACAAAUCCGUCAACAUCUCUUCCUGCUUUCCAGGGGACCAAGGCUCUCUUAGCCACAUCGCCACAAAGUCUAAAAAGACAAGUUGAGGAGGACGGAAAAAUGAAGACGUCCACUAAGAAACAGAAACGUGACAGAUUAGUACUCUCAGAGGAUGACGCCAAGACUGUGUCAAAACCCUUAGAAACGAAAGGCACUAAAACUAAAACUCGUCCUCCUAGCAGCUCGGACAGUGAAGAUACAACCAAGUCACCAGCCCUCAGACGGAAAACGACUUCGAAAGCCGAGGCAGAGAAGAAGUCCGUCCCAGCGGCCAGCUCUACGUCCAGCAGCAGUGGGUGCUCCAGUGUGGAGUCAGAGAUGGAGGAAGAUGUACCUGCUAAAAAUACUCAAAAGGCUGAGGUGUCUAAGAAGCCCCAGACUGCUGGUGGGGUUAUAGAUGCUAAGCAACAGGACAACCAAAAACGCCUAGCUGCUCAGGAACAGAGGCAGAAGGAGGCUGAACUACAGAAGAAGCUCAUCCAGGAGGCUCUGGCUAAACUGGAUUCAGCUGCUAAUGGGAAACACCACAUCAAGUUCAGCUCUGAUGAGGGAGAGGAUGGCAACGAGGAAGAACAUACUUCCCAUGUACCUCCCAACCCCAAGAAGACACUGUUCCAGGACAGCCAGUCUGAUGAGGAAGACUCUAGUGAUGAAGAAUCACCAGCUCGAGGAAAGCCAGACCUUAAAGACAGGGAAUAUAAGAAGCUGGCGGGCAGCAACCUGUUUGACGACGAGGAUGAUGAUGAUGAUGAUGAGGAGGAGAAGGAUGGGGACAGGUUCCAGAUUAAACCUCAGUUUGAAGGAAAAGCUGGAGCGAAGCUCAUGCAACUGCAGUCGAGGUUUGGAACAGAUGAGCGUUUCCAGAUGGAUCACAGGUUUAUUGACAGUGACGACGACGAACCAGAGAUGGAGUCGUCUCAGCCGGAGAGAGAGUGUGAGCUGGUAGAGGAGAAGAAGAAAAGUCUAGACAUCUUAAAUAAUCUCCUCAACAUCAACGUACAACCCUCUGACCCUAAUAAACCCACAGCUAAGGGCAAGACGUUCAGAGAUAUCUCAGCGUUGCAGUAUGACCCAACCAAAGAGGAGCACGCUGCUUUUGAAACUAAGAAGGACAAGCCCAAGAAAGACAGUAAACUGGCAAGGAAGAAGAAGCGGGAGGAGGCGGAGAAGCUGCCAGAGGUCUCCAGGGAGAUGUAUUACGAUGUGUCCAUGGAUCUGAAGGAGGUGUUUGGAACCUCCAAGGAGGAGAAAACGGAGGAGGAGGAGGAGGAGAAUGUGGCCUGGGAUAAAGAAGAGGAAGAGACCAGUCAGCCUAUGGCAGUCGAUCCAGUGAUGGUGUCAUCUCACCUGUCAACCAAUGAGGGAGAGGCAUCGUCAGGCUUCAAGUUCUCGUUCUUUGGGGGUGACACGGCAGCCGACACCACCACUGAAAAAGAGGAGUACCGUAUCGAGACGCUCAAGGGGGCCAAGGUGUCAUGGCAGGUGGACCCUCGUUUCCAGGACAGCAGUGAUGAGGAGGAGGAGGAGGAAGAGGAGGCCAAGGAACAGACUGACACCACUACACCCACAGAAGAGCCGCUGGCGUCGAAGAAAGCUUUCUUCUUUUUCCGGCUCGACGAUGAACGGUUAAAAGAGGGGCCUAAAGCGUUCUGCAGGUCAUCCAAGCUGGAGGACCAAAGGGAGAUGUGGGAGGAGAAGAGGACGGGACUCAUAGAGGAGUACCGUAAAAAACACAAGGAUGCAAGAAGGAAGCUGAAAACCUCCCAAAGAAACUGACACGGGAUCCACAAGACAUUGAGAGAGAGAGAGAGAGAGGACCUCUCGUUUGACACCGUCUUACCCGACUCGACUAACAACCAUGCUAGUGGCCAAGACUUCUCCCCAGACCAUUUCAAAUCAUAUUCUGACUUUAGGGAUGGUACUUUUUUUUUUGUAUUAUGUUAAGUUCUUACCUCCAACUGCAAUCGUGUUACCGGCAUAGUUUAGUUUUAAUUUAUAAAGAGACAUGGCCGUUUACCAAUAAAACCAGCUCCAUUUUCCACCACCAGGGGACAGGGCCGUGUCGUUUUUACCUCAGAUGGUGUUAUUGACUUCCUUGAGGUGGUGUGGGGAGACUGAAGGUGCCCCUAGACGCUGGUCUCGGGUCAGUUUUUGAAUUUUCCCCCACUAAUUGUUAACAUUAGGAUUGUGGGAAGGGGAAGCUGACCCUAGAUCUGUACCUGAGGGGAAACUUCACCCUGGAGUGAGGGAGACUGAAGGUGCCUCUAGACGCUGGUCUCGGGUCAGUUUUUGAAUUUUCCCCCACUAAUUGUUAACAUUAGGAUUGUGGGAAGGGGAAGCUGACCCUAGAUCUGUACCUGAGGGGAAACUUCACCCUGGAGUGAUCCAACUCCAUUUACAUUACAUAAUGAUGUGAAUCUGAUCUGUACUACAGAAUUGCAUGGUUGUAAUUGAUUUAUGUCUCUUUUUUUCUAUGGAGAAUUAAAACUCAGAAUAUCUUUC